Juglans microcarpa x Juglans regia is the source of this 890-nucleotide messenger RNA. Its product is annotated as cytochrome c biogenesis protein CCS1, chloroplastic-like. The transcript is spliced from 2 exons. NCBI's taxonomy places the organism in Eukaryota, Viridiplantae, Streptophyta, Magnoliopsida, Fagales, Juglandaceae. Bases 376 to 696 code for a protein of 106 amino acids. The record is from RefSeq and is a predicted model, not a curated record.
UCGUAUAAAUUAACAGCAAUGGUCGUUACGGCUCGUUGUUCAGUUCUGAAACUGGGAGACCGUUCCACAAUCUACACAAUGUAGGCUUUACAGCCCACCAAAGCCCGAUUCCCAUAUCUACCUAAUACCCUCUUCCUCAAUCCAAUCUUCUCCGCUCCACCUUCAAACCUCAACCAAUUCCCUGUAGUUCCAAACUCGAGUCUUCACAGUUCUAGAGUUCUCUCAUUCUCCCUCAUUUGCAAGUGGAAGACACCUUAAGACAUCCAAGAAGAUUGUGCUAUCGGAGGUGACGCCGCGCCACAGCUGGGAGAGGAACGCGGUGGAGUAGCUGGAAAUGGGAAGUUUCCAGUAAAGUCAGGGAGUGGGGGUGGUGUGAUGGGGCUGUUGAGGUUCUGGCUGGCUAUUUUGUCUAAUCUGCCUUUGGCUAUUGGAGAAAUGUCCACUCUCGCUGGUCUAAUGGCCCUGGGUACUGUCACUGAUCAAGGCGAAGCUCCAGACUUCUACUUUCAAAAGUGCCCUGAAGGCAAUCCGUUAUUGGGAUUCUUCACUUGGAGAUGGGUUCUCACUCUUGGGUUUGACCACAUGUACACGUCUCCCAGUUCUCUUGGAACGUUGGUUUUCCUGGGUGCAUCACUCAUGGCCUGCACUUACACAACACAGAUCCCUUUGGUCAAGAUUGCAAGAAGGUCUGAUUGAAUCACUCUCAUAUUUGUAUCCUCUUUUUCUAGGAAUAAAUGGGAGAAAAUUUUCAAUAUCAAAACUUAAUUGAAAUGUGUAGAUGGAGUUUUUUAGAUUCUGUUGAGGCUAUUCGUAAGCAAGAAUAUUCAGACAUUCUGCCCAGAGCAUCAGUUCAAGAUAUAUGUGUUAUUCUGAUGGGAUCUGGAUACGAG